GAUACAUUUCAGUGAUCAAAAAUAUCAUAGCUACUGCUUACGGCUCCUUGGCACGCAUGAAGCCACACGGAGCUCUAAGCGUAACACGAUGAAUAACUUCAUCUACUACCUAGAGGGUUCAGGCAAAUCAGGCCUCUACAAAAAAGGGACACCCCGCUACCCUGCUGAACGAAAGGUGUUGAAGACUUAUGAGGCAUUCAACGCCAUCCGAGACGCCCAUUUAAGUAGUAAUAGGCAUUCAGCUCAACUUACGACGUUUAAGGACCUCCAACAGAACUAUUACGGAGUCACUGAAAAGGACGUUGAAAAGCUACUGCGUCUCUGUCGUGUUUGUGCAGCAGCAAGGCACCCUCCUCCUGCCCCGCGGGCCCUGCGGGCGAUCCUCUCAAGAGAGAUAUUCGAGCGGGUGCAGAUGGAUCUAAUUGAUUACCGGAACCACCCUAAUCCAGUUACGCAGGACAAAUACGUGCUACAUAUGAGGGAUCACUACUCCAAAUACUGCAUAUUAAUACCUCUAAAAGAUAAGACAGCGAGGACAGUAGCCGCCGGGAUACUCCGUUGGAUCCAGGCCUUCGGUGUGCCUCAUAGGAUACAAACAGAUAACGGCACUGAGUUUGUAAGCGCUGCUACUCAACAGCUGUUCAACGAUUUCGGCAUUGAUACGUGUACUGGCCGGCCCAGGCACCCAGAGUCCCAAGGAGGUGUUGAAAAGGCUAAUGGGCACGUAAAAGAGAAGAUAGAGAGGGUCCGCGUCGCCCAUGGCCAUCCCGGCUUCGCCCAUGCCUGCCUAGACGUUACACUAC
Messenger RNA from Aplosporella prunicola CBS 121167, 803 nucleotides. RefSeq lists its product as uncharacterized. The record is from RefSeq and is a predicted model, not a curated record. The transcript is spliced from 2 exons. NCBI's taxonomy places the organism in Eukaryota, Fungi, Ascomycota, Dothideomycetes, Botryosphaeriales, Aplosporellaceae. The annotation marks the transcript as partial.